Messenger RNA from Periconia digitata, 1713 nucleotides. Lineage: Eukaryota; Fungi; Ascomycota; Dothideomycetes; Pleosporales; Periconiaceae. The record is from the annotation of a GenBank genome assembly.
UUCACAAUGGCGUCGCAAAAGGCAGUGCCGGGCAUUUUGUAUGUGACGAUGGAGCCCAAAGAAAACCUUCCCAUCACACAAUUCCAUGACUGGUACAAUAACGAACAUGGUCCCGGACGUCUCCGUCUCUCGUUCUGUCAAAACGGUUUUCGGUAUCGCGCGAACGACCUCGAAGGCGGAAAAGGCUCCCAAGAAAAGCCAGAAUGGAUGGCCAUCUACGACAUUGAAGAUAUGGCAUACCUGACACAGGAUGUUUACACAAGGCUCCGCAAACCUCCGGUACAGAGCCAGCGAGAAAGAGAUACAAUGAAGAACAUCCAUGUAGACCGACGAUUCUAUGACUUCGUGGAUGGUGGAGAGUGGACAGCACCAGAAUAUGAGAGACUCGAACAAGUGAAGAAGGAAGGAGAAGGUAAUGUUAUGGUUGCUGUGUAUCUCAGCCUGCGAGAUGGUGAGGCCAACGAGCAAGAGCUGGCAAAAUGGUAUCAGGAAGAGCAUGUCCCAUUGCUAAGCAAAGUACCCGGAUGGCGAAGAACACGCCGCUUCGUAACGAGCCAUCUUGAUAUCGCUGAAGGGAGAGAGAAGGUGUAUCUAGCACUCCACGAAUACGCCCCUUCCAAUGGUCUAAACGGUCCAGAGUUCAAGACCGCAACAACCACACCCUGGACGGAAAAAAUGUACUCCUCGGUCAUCGACAGUAAAAGUCGCAGAGUCUACGACCUCUACUACACCUUCGGACCCGCCCCACGCGACCUCACUUCCCUAACCUCUCCCUCCGCCAUCUCAGCCGAAUCCACAGACGCCCUCACAAAGACAACUCCAUCAACCUCCAACCCUACCAUUGAGUCUUACAUAACGACUCCCGACGGCGUCAAACUCCCUUACCACCUCUCAGGUUCAUCUUCACCAACUGCUCCCCUCCUAAUCCUCAUCAACUCAAUCCUCGUCUCCCACGAGAUCUGGUCAGACUUCACUACCGCCUUCCUCGCCUCCACAAACAACAGAUACCGCAUCUUGCGCUACAACACGCGCGGCCGCACUACCCUCCCUUCAUCCUCAACAUCCGACAUCACAGUCGACACCCUCGCCAGCGACGUAAUCACCAUCAUGGACGCACUGCGCGCCAAAACCGCAGCAGUAGCGGGCGUCAGUCUAGGCGGUGCGACAUCACUCAACGUCGCUCUCAAGUACCCCUCGCGCAUCACCGCUUUUGUAGCAUGCGACACGAAUAGUGUCGCGCCAGCCGGUAACCCGAAAGCGUGGGGCGAGCGCAUCGCCAUGGCUGAGAAGGAAGGCGCAUCCGCUCCUGUUCCUGCUUCUCAGACUGGGGAAACGGAACCGAUUGUUGGGUCUGAACUUGCGGAGGUCACGGUGCGGAGGUGGUUUGUGGAAAAGAGCUAUGCUUCUUCUACGCUUGCACCUAAGAUUGAAGAGGUGAAGGAGAUGGUGAGGACGAAUUCGUUGGCAGGGUUCAAGGAUAGUGUUAAAGCGUUGUAUAAGUACGAUUUCAGGGAUGAGAUGAAGGGGUUUGAGGGGAAGGGGAUGUUUUUGGUGGGUGGCGGCGACGGGGUCUUGCCGAAGACUAUGCGAGAGAUGGCAGAAGGACUGGGCAAAGGAGUGGAGCUGAAGGUUGUGGAGGAUGCGGGACAUUUGCCCAUGGUCGAGAAACCGGGGGAGGUUGCGGGACUCAUCAAGGAGUUUUUGGAAGGUUGA